This is a messenger RNA of Rhopilema esculentum, 3014 nucleotides long. Its product is annotated as zinc finger CCCH-type with G patch domain-containing protein. Gene Ontology annotation, biological process: negative regulation of transcription by RNA polymerase II. The record is from RefSeq and is a predicted model, not a curated record. Gene Ontology annotation, molecular function: DNA-binding transcription repressor activity, RNA polymerase II-specific; metal ion binding; RNA polymerase II cis-regulatory region sequence-specific DNA binding. Gene Ontology annotation, cellular component: nucleus. Lineage: Eukaryota; Metazoa; Cnidaria; Scyphozoa; Rhizostomeae; Rhizostomatidae.
UUGAUUUGUUAUUGGGUAUAACUUUGUGGUUGUAACUUUGAGUUUUCUGACCAAAGUCUUGCUAGUUUGUGCUUAAAUUGAGGUUCCUAAUUUUUUUAUAAAGCUAUGGAGGAAAGCACCCUGGAAGAAUCCAUCACCUCCUACAAGCAACAGUUGAUUCAGAUUGACACAUUACUCCAGUGUUGUGAAGAUGAAAACAAACACGAGCUGAUAAAUCUCAGAAAAGACAUCACAGAUCUUAUAAAAAUCACAGAAGAAAGUUUACUAUCGCUGAAGAAGAGCCGCCUACUACAGCAAAUUUCGGAGCAAGAUAAUGAGGUUUAUGAAGAGAAGGAGGAUAGCUCUAGCUCCUUUUCAUAUAAUGAAAAUGAAGAUGAUAUCAAGGAGCAUGAUUUCCUUGGGAUUAAAUGCAGAGUACGGCAUUCUCAUGAUUGGGGGCAAACAGAUUAUCACAAUGCUAUGGUGCUAGAUACAGAGGAAACUGAAGAUGGAGAUCACAAAGUGAAAGUCCUGUUUAUGAACCCAACACAUAAAUCAAUGGUUCCUUGCUCUUAUUUCCUGGAUGGAAAAUGCAAAUUUACAGAAGAAAAGUGCAGGUUUUCUCAUGGAUACCUGACAGAUAUCUCUGAAUUAGAAGAAUACAGUGAGCCUGAUUUCAGCCUUUUAAAAGAAGGGGAACAUUGUCUUGCAAAAUAUGAAGAUGGAGUAUGGUAUAAAUCAACAAUAAGAAAAAUAAAUGAUGACACCAUAGAGAUACAUUAUGACACUUACAAUACAGAUGCGGUUUUGGAUAUCCAUGAUGUGCUACCUAUUGAGGUGAGAAACAAUGACUACGAGAGCAGUGACGAAUCAAUCAUUGAUGAGGAAAAUAGCAAGGAUAUUCACGAGGAGAACUAUGUUGCCCAAAUAUCUAUGAACUCGAUCCUAAGCACUGGACCACUCGGCGAAUGGGAGAGACAUACGAAGGGAAUCGGAUCCAAAUUGAUGGCAAAGAUGGGAUACCAGUUCGGAAAGGGUCUUGGUAAAGAUGGCGAAGGCCGCGUGGAACCGAUCGAAAUCGUUAUCCUUCCCGCUGGGAAGAGUUUAGAUAAAGUAGCUGAACUACGAGAAAAAGGACAACUUCAUAAGCCCCUCAGAAAACGAAAAUCAAAAAGCAAGUUAGCAGAAGGGGCUGGGAGUUCCGGAGGAAAUUCAUCAGCCAGCUCUAUCCAGGAAACUGAUGUGUUUGAGUUCAUAAAUAGAAAAUUAACACAUGGCGCAUCGCACUCAACACUGCAUUUUAACCAAGUCGAUGGCAAUAAGCACAAGGUUAAACACAAUAUUGAAGAAUCUUACCAGCAGUUGAAAAAUAUAAGAAAGAACAAGUCAAAAGGCAUGUCAACAAAGCAAGCCCAUGCAGGGCCUAACUGGAACUUGCAGUUGUUCAAGAACAACGAGAAGGCAAUGGCUCUCCGCAAAAGACUCACAAAGCAAAAAGAAUCGUUAAAAAGAAACCUCGGCAGGGACAAUGAAAUGGUAUCUCGGUUGAAGGCGAGCAUAAACGCAUUAGAGAAUGAACUGAGGGAACUCGAACAUUCCGGAAAAACAAUUGAGAAUAAGCUACAUUCCAAACAACAACAUAGAAAACUUACAAACGACUGGGAUUGGUUGACUGACCUCUGCGCAGGAGUACAAGUAAUUGACGACAAGGCGCUAUUGUGCAUGCGCAAGAGGAAAGUAAACCUUCCAAACAUUGCUGCCACGAAGAAAACGUGGGAACUUGGAACAAGUGGAAACCCAAGAAAGAUGAGUGACAACGCUGCCAAAGAAGGGUUGAGAAAAAUUUUUGUUGGUGGUCUGAACAGAAACACCACUGAUGAGACAUUUAGAGAUCAUUUCGAGCAGUACGGGGAUAUUCUUGAUUUGAUCAUAAUUAAAGAUUCAACCACUAAAAAGUCAAAAGGUUUUGGUUUUGUUACCUUUGACUCAGUUGAAAGUGCAGACAGGGCAUUAGAAGAUAGGCCACACACAAUUGAUAACAAAGAAGUAGACAUCAAGAGAGCUAUUCCCAGAGAGCAGAAUACAGAUACAGCUCACCAGCGAACUAAAAAGCUGUUUGUUGGUGGAUUGCCAGCCAUUGCAACGGAAGAUGAUAUAAUUGCCCAUUUUCAUGAGACAUAUCCUGGAAAAGGCACUGUUGUUAAAUGCGAGGUUAUUAAAAACAAGGAAACUGGGGCAUCUAGGGGAUUUGCCUUCCUAGAAAUGAGUUCUGAAGAUUUUUCUGAUCUGGUCAUAAUUGAUAACUGCAGACCUGAAAUAUGUGGCAAGGUAGUUGAAGUAAAGAAGGCUGAAGACCGUAGAGGUGGAGAUGGUGGAGGUGGACAGCCACGCAGUGGUGGUCGCGGUGGUUAUGCUGGUCGAGGCCAUGACUCUUCAAGGUAUGAUGGAGGAAAUCAGAAUUUUCAUAAUGACUACCAAGACUAUGGAGGUGAUACUUACUCUGGUGGACAAGGAGGCUACCAAAACCAAGGAGGAUAUGGAAAUGUGUUUUAUCCAAAUGUUGGAUAUGGUGGAGGUUAUGGCCAAAUGCAAGGAUAUGACAAUGGUGAGGGGUAUGGAAAUGCUUACAGUGAAUUUGGUGGUAGCUAUACCCAUACACAGUCUGAAUAUGGGCCUAUGAGAGGUGGAGGAAUGAGAUGGAGUGGUGGAAAUCAACGUGGAGGAAGACCCUAUUGAUUUCAAGGUACUUAAUUAAGUGGUUUAGGUGUGUAGGAGGAAGCGGUAGAGCAGGAAUUAGGCAGCCAUAAGGAGGUCUACAGACUGACUUAUCAACACAUAAGAUAUUUCUGGCAAGGCUAGCUAGGAGCUAAGAGGACAAGAGAAUGUAUACAAGAUUUUCAAGCAAGACAGGUUUCUUAGAAAGAAACAUAUACAUCUGAUAUACCUUCCUUUCGUUUGUGUAAUUACACAACAUAGUUAAUAUGUAUGGUAGCAGUGAUUAAGUAAGUUUAGGUAAUUAAGUUAAUAGUCCCCAA